Phyllotreta striolata is the source of this 1588-nucleotide messenger RNA. The record is from the annotation of a GenBank genome assembly. Lineage: Eukaryota; Metazoa; Arthropoda; Insecta; Coleoptera; Chrysomelidae.
AAAUUAACCUAUAUAAAUUAUUAUUUUGAAACUAAUUUAUUACAUGAUUUUUUUUAAAAAGUCUUAAAAAAUGCAAAGAAGAGUAGUUGUUACAGGCAUCGGAGUCGUUUCGCCAGUCGGAACAGGAAUAAAGGAGGCAUGGAAAAAUAUUGUAUCUGGAAAAUCGGGUAUAAGUAAACUGGAAGGCCCGGAGUACGAUGGCCUACCGUGCAAAAUCGCCGGUAUCAUUAAAGACGGCGACUCGAAAUUCAACUUAUCUAAUUAUUUUUCAAAAUCUGAAUUAAAAACUAUGGCCCCCGCAACGGGUUAUGCCCUCCUAGCAACGAAACAAGCCCUAGACGACUCGAAAUUGGACAAAAUGGACGAUAAACUGAAAUACAGAACUGGCGUAGCUAUAGGCAUGGGAAUGGUAGAUUUAGAGGAUAUAUGCAAGACGUACGAAGCUCUAAAAAAGGGCUAUCAUCACGUCAGCCCCUUCUUUGUACCGAGAAUCCUACCGAACAUGGCAGCCGGGCAAAUAAGCAUAAAAUACGGUUUAAGAGGACCCAAUCACUCUGUUUCAACAGCUUGUGCUACCGGCGCACACGCCAUAGGAGACUCCUUUCGAUUCAUCAAAAACGGAGAUGCUGAUGUUAUGGUUUGUGGGGGAGCUGAGGCUUGCAUAUCGCCCAUAUCUAUAGCGGGUUUUUGUAGAUUAAGAGCCUUGAGCACGUCUUUUAACAAUGAACCGGAGAAGGCUUCGAGACCUUUCGAUAAGCAUAGGGAUGGUUUCGUAAUGGGCGAAGGAAGUGCUAUUUUAAUACUGGAGGAAUUGCAGCACGCUCUCGAUAGAAAUAGCCAUAUUUAUGCUGAAAUUUUAGGUUACGGGUUAUCCGGAGAUGCAUCACAUUUAACAGCUCCUCGUUCAGAUGGUACCGGUGCUUUUCUAGCCAUGGAACGAGCAAUAAAUGAUUCAAAAGUUGAAAUAAAAGAUGUUUUGUAUGUAAACGCUCACGCUACAUCGACUCCCAUUGGAGACUCCAUAGAAAUUAAAGCGAUUAAAUCUUUAUUUGAUACUUAUACGGCAGGAAUCGCUGUGUCUUCGACAAAGGGAGCUCACGGUCACUUAUUAGGCGCUGCGGGAAACUUAGAAGCUGCAUUCACGAUAAAGGCGGUUGAAGAAGGAAUUCUACCGCCUACGGUUAAUUUAGAAAAUAUCGAAGACAACGACAUAAAUUUCGUUCCUAAAACAAGCCAAAAAUGGAAAAACUGUGAUAGAAGAGUAGCGUUAAAAAAUGCCUUCGGAUUUGGUGGAACAAACGCCAGUUUGUGCUUUGCACAAUACAUAUAAAUUUUGAAAUUGAUUCUAAUAAAACGGCAUAGUUAUUUUAUCACUUUUAUAUUUUUUGAUUCUUACAUAUAAUGUAUGCUUAUAGUGCAUAUUAAAGACCUAUACAAAAAAAAUCUAUUUCAAUUGUAACAAUAAUAACCCAUUAUGGAAUGCAACAAAUACGUUAUAAAUAUAACUGUAUUAUAUUUUUUUUAUUUAUCAUUUUGAAUCGUACACAAAAUUAGGUGCACAAUUUUUCAUAACAACUGCUUUAUAUUU